AUUUCCAAAUAUUUAUAUUUAAUUUUAGAAGAUAAGAUAGGGGUCCGUCUGGUGCAAACUGUGUGAGGCAUUAGAUUGUGUUUGAUGUAGGUCACAUGGUUUUAGCACAUAAAUAUUACUUCUGUUUUAGUAGAAAGGGCACAUUUAAUCCCAAUGUUAUUUAUUGAUUUACUGAAUGAUUGAUUGAUUUAAAAUCUUAUUUUAAAAGAAAUUACCUAGUCAAGUACAUUAUGUAACUAAGCUACUAAGUAAAAUAUUUAAUAUUAGUAUUUAAAUAGGAUAUGUAAAAGGUAAAUUACAUUUAAUAAUUUAGCAGACACUUUUAUCCAAAGCAACUUACUGUACAAAUAAGGACAAUGAAAGCAAACAAAGCAAUGAAAGCAAACGUUUUUAGACUUGAAGAUGGCUCACUUGCUCGGUUUCAGUUGGGCAGGUCAUUUCACCAGGAGGGAACAGUUAAUGAAAAAGUCUGUGAAUGAGAUGUGUGCCUCUUUGAGACAGCACAGUAUAACCUUCUAGAGGCACAUAAGUCUGAAGUAAUGAAUUUAGGUAAAGGGGUGCAGAGCCAGUGGUGGUUUUGUAGGCAAACAUUAAUGCCUUGAAUUUUGUGUGAGCAGCUAUUGGUGACCAGUACAAACUGAUAAAAAGAGGUUAUUUUUGGAUCAUUAAAAACUAAUCUAAAUAAAUUAAAAGAAUGUGUAAUUUAACACAAUAAUGACACAACAAUUAAACUAUGUGACUUUUAGUAGCUCUUUCCCCUUCUUCAUUCUCUAACUUACACACACACACACACAUCCCAGUCAGUGAGAUUUGUGCUGGUGGCAGAAGGUACUCUUCCAAAUCCAACCGGGCUGCUUACUGAUUAGAAGGAAUUAUGAGAGAGGUCACAUCUGAGUCUGUGGCAGACACUAACACAUAUCAGUUUUCAUCAGCAAACAAUGCAUUCAGAUUGUUUCACAAAAAUUAAAGGCAUCUGAUGGAGAGAAAGAGAAAAAUCUCUUGGAACAGGGCGGGAUGCUAUUGAGUGAUAUAUCGGCAUGGAUGGGUAUACAUUUGCAAAACUGGAAAUAAUUUCAGUUUUACUGUGUUUGUAAAGGACCUCACAUGGCCUCACAGAACAGUUUGACGGAACCAAAAUGGUUUAGAUUUGCCCAAAAGCUCCUUUUAAUAAGUCCAUUUUUAUUUUUUUCAUUGAUAUCCAGUUUUUCUCACAAUUAAAAUGAAUAAGCUCCAUGAUUACCUUUUGGAGAUUGUUUUCAAGGUCUUUGCAUUGAUUGACACUCACUAAGUUAGCUAAAGAAGCUAAUUGCUAAGAAGUCCAUUCAUGUUAUCUUCCAUAGUAACCUUGUACACCUCAUUGACUUACAUCUAAAAGUAAUUUAGUUUAUUUUUGUACUAGUAACUCUCGAAGACUUCCACAAGAUCAAUUAAAUCAAAGGUUCUCUAAAACUGUGGUAAGAUGGCUGUGCUGCCAAUAAAAUUUACCAAAACCAAGAGAGACAAACUGGCCCAGGUUUUGUGGGUACUAAACUGGAUAUCUGUAGUAACAGGUAUCAUCCUCUUUAGCUUGGGCAUCUUUCUAAAAGUUGAAAUUAACAAGCGGCAGGAUCUAAUGGCUGAGAGUCAGCUCCAAUCCGUGCCAAACAUGUUAAUUGCCGUGGGACUUAUAGCCUGCAUGAUUAACUUUUUGGGAGGAAAGAUCUGCUAUGACUGUGUGGACACCAACAAAUUCCUACGCUGGAAGUUGGUGAUGCUCCCAUACAUCAUUUGCACGUUUUUCUUCACUCUGAGCGUGCUCGUGGGUGCCUUGAUGUGCUACAGCAUGCAGGGACAGCUGGAGGAAGCCCUAACACUGGGGCUACGGGACGCUAUGCGACACUAUAAGGACACAGACACACCAGGUCGCUGCUUCUUGAAGCGUACAGUGGACCAGUUGCAGAUCCAGUUCCAAUGCUGUGGGAACGAGGGCUACAGAGAUUGGUUCCAGAUCCAGUGGGUCAGCAACCGAUAUUUGGAUAUGUCUCAACGGGAAGUGGUAGACCGUCUGCGAAGCAACGUUCAGGGAAAAUACCUCAUGGACGGAGUUCCCUUCAGCUGCUGCAGUGUCAACUCUCCUCGGCCAUGCAUUCAGCACCAAAUCACCAAUAACUCCGCCCACUUUAAUUAUGACUUCCAGACAGAGGAGCUCAACCUGUGGACGAGAGGAUGUCGUCAGGCUCUGCGAGAUUAUUACACCAACAUCAUGCAUUCUGUCGGCCUCACGGUUCUGAUCAUCUGGCUCUUUGAGCUCUCUGUGUUAACGGGGGUCCGUUACCUCCAAACGUCUCUGGAAAACGUGCUGCGGCAGGGGGACCCUGAGUGUGAGUCAGACGGGUGGCUCCUGGAGAACAGCUUUGUGGAGACGGCUCGCUCUAACCUCAACAUCAUCAAACACCUGGGCAAGUUCAAUCAGAUCAACAUAUCAAGCAAUGGAGAUCCAAACAUUGACAAACCACCUACAGCACACUAUGGUCCAGACAAUGUGCCUCCAAAACCUCUUCCAAUGGCCAGUUAGGUCUUCAGAAUGCUCCUCUUGGCCAGAAACAUUACAAGCCACAGAGGACUGGACUCUGAUGCUGUAUGACUAAAAAUGAUGACUCAGUAAAAAUUGGCAUGGCAUUGUAAAGCAAGAACAGAGUGAUAUUACAACACACAACAUAACAUACUUGAGGUCGGUUGUAAAUUAACAUUUAAGAACUAAACCAAGUAGCCUACUGUUUUAACACAAAAGGCAAAGCAUCAUGGGGCCUUUUUUAUGUAUAAAAUGCCUCUCAUUAAGAAUACAACCGUUCAAUUAUUUUGUGUUUUAGAUUCGCAUGUGAAUCGUGUGAUUACUGGAGAGUAGGCCUGCUACCUAUCACUGGAAUUAUUUACAGCUUCACUGUUUACUGUAGGAUUUUCAGUAGUCAUUUUAGUCUAUAUUUGUGAAAUCGAACUAAAUGCGGUAGUACAUAUGAUAGCUCUCUCUCUCUAUCAAUAUUUCCAUGAAAUCAAACCGUCAGCUUACCCAUUACAAGCCAGCAAAAAAUCUUAUUUCAUGCCUUGGUCUCAUGCCUAAAGCCAGGUAUUGUAAUCACAGUUGAAAACAUGAUACCAACUGCCUCUAUAAACACAUUUUCCAAAAAAAAAUUUUUUUUUUUUAUACAAAGCAGACCCGUGUCUAAAAUAUAUCAUGAAUAUGUAAUGAAAAUAAAAGCAACAUGUAAAUUUGAUCAAUACAUUAAUAAAGGGUUUUACGUGUG
Messenger RNA from Carassius carassius (crucian carp), 3281 nucleotides. Its product is annotated as photoreceptor outer segment membrane glycoprotein 2-like. The record is from RefSeq and is a predicted model, not a curated record. The coding region runs from base 1460 to 2554 and encodes 364 amino acids. NCBI's taxonomy places the organism in Eukaryota, Metazoa, Chordata, Actinopteri, Cypriniformes, Cyprinidae. Gene Ontology annotation, cellular component: membrane. The transcript is spliced from 4 exons. Gene Ontology annotation, biological process: visual perception.